CACGUACUCUGCGUUUAUCAAUUCCCAAUUUCUUUUUACUUCUCAACUCCCACCAUGGCUCCUCUCGCUGUCAACAUUAAACAUUCCGGAAAAACUCACAGCGUUCAGCUCGAUCCUGAGCUUCCACCAAAGGCCUUCAAAGAGGCUGUCCAUCAAGCGACUGGCGUUCCGUUAGAUAGAAUGAAGAUUAUGGUGAAAGGAGGAGUUCUGAAGGAUGACUCGAACUGGGCGAAGAUUGCACCAAAAGCUGGACAAACGUUUAUGGUUAUCGGUACGGCUGGUGAAUUGCCCAAAGCACCCGAAAAGCCUAUCGUGUUCUUGGAAGAUAUGGACGCCGAAGAGCUUGCCAGUGUAUUGGAUAGACCUGUUGGAUUCGUCAACUUGGGCAACACGUGCUAUAUGAAUGCCACUGUACAGGCUCUCCGAGCGAUCCCCGAACUGCAAGCAUCAUUAGGAGUAUCUCAAGAAGGACAGCCCUCGACAUCAGCUGUUCCGAGCCUCAGCGGUUUACCUGCAUCUCUUCGUGGCUUGUAUGAUAGUUUGACUCGCACGACAGACGCAGUCAAUCCUACCGGGUUUUUGAAUGUACUUCGGCAGGUAAACCCUCAAUUCGCAGAACGCGACAGAAGCGAAAAAACUGGUAUGAUGGCGAUGAUGGGUGGGAGGUAUGCACAACAGGAUGCGGAAGAAUGUUACUCCCAAAUCUUGAACUCGCUUCGAGAGCUUGAUGUACUGGAGGCACUGGUACCAGAACCGGCCAGAAGCGGAAGGAGGAAGUUCAUUGAACAAUACAUGAUGGGUGAAAUCCGCAGAGAGCUGUCGUCCCCUGAAGCCCCGGAGGAGCCGCCAACUGUUGCGACAGAGAAAAUCAUGAAGAUUGAGUGCAACAUCACCGCUCAGACGAAUUACAUGCAUUCCGGUAUCCUUGGUGCCUUGAAUUCGACACUCACAAAACAUUCUCCUUCCCUUAAUCGCACCGCGGAAUAUGUACAGACAUCGAGGUUGACGCGUCUUCCGAGUUACCUAACAGUACACAUGGUUCGAUUUGCUUGGAAAUCCGAUGUACAGAAAAAAGCGAAGAUCAUGAGAAAAGUCAAAUUCCCGGAAGUCUAUGAUGCUCUUGAUCUGGUUACACCCGAACUCAAGGAGAAGUUAUUACCUGCAAGUAGGAGGAUGCUAGAAAUCGAGAAGGAACGUGCCGAGAGACGAAAGGUCCGGAGGCGGACGAAGAAAGUCCAGCAAGAGAAAGAGACUACAAAAGCUGCUGGGGACGCUUCCACGGACUCGGCUACGCCUGCGGCUGGGAGUGUUGCUGACGCUCCGGUAGCUGGAGGGGAACUAGAGGACGAAAAUGUCUAUCGGGAGAGGGAGAGGGUUGAAUUGGAAAAAUUGAUUGAUCCGUCUGUGAAGAAUGAUGUCGGUGCUAGUUGUAACGGUCUUUACGAGUUAGUUGCUAUCGUCACACACAAAGGCGCUGCAGCUGACUCUGGCCACUACAUCGGCUUCGUGAAGAAGAGUGUAUUCCAUGGUCCUCCUUUGAAGUUCCCCGGGGCGGGUUCGGGUACAUCGCCUUCACCAUCUAACCCUGAUCCCAACGCUAUGGAUACUGAUGAGCCCGGAUCUGGGUCAUCAUCCAAGAAACAAGAUUUGGAUUUGUAUGCACAUGAAGACGAUGAGGAUUGGUACAAGUUUGACGAUGAGAAGGUUUCGGUGUUUCCGAGAGAGAAACUUGCAACGUUGGAUGGAGGAGGAGAGGAUUCUUCGGCGUAUGUGCUGUUAUACAGGACGAAGUCUGCGUAAGUGGCGACCGGGAAGAUCAUUGUUUCUUCCUUUGUAUGUGUCACGCGAGAUCGUGUACUUAGGAGGCCGGGAAAUCAGAGUACGUUGCUUUACAUCGCAAGUUGUUGUGGACCAUCCUGCGUUGUGCAUCUGCAGUACAUGACUUUACUUACAAGCUUAUGACCCGGCCCUUUGUGCCGAGUUUUUGCAUGUUUAUACACCUGCUUGACUUGCACUCAGC
Molecule: messenger RNA, 2020 nt
Organism: Marasmius oreades (fairy-ring Marasmius)
Lineage: Eukaryota; Fungi; Basidiomycota; Agaricomycetes; Agaricales; Marasmiaceae
Exons: 13
Coding region: 55-1800 (581 amino acids)
Biological process (GO): regulation of proteasomal protein catabolic process; protein deubiquitination; proteasome-mediated ubiquitin-dependent protein catabolic process
Molecular function (GO): protein binding; proteasome binding; cysteine-type deubiquitinase activity
Source: RefSeq, a predicted model, not a curated record